AAGGUUGAAGAAGAAGUGAGGCCGGAGAGCUCGGAGAAGGGCCCGACGAAGCGCAGGUGGGGAUCACCUCGCCGGCGAUGGCGCGGAGGAGGGGAAGCGCGGCGGCGGCCGCGGCCUCGCCGGCCGUGGUCGGGGCGGUCUCCGUGUUGGCCCUUGUGUACUACUCCACGGUGUUCGUCUUCCUGGACCACUGGCUCGGCCUCGGCAACGCGGCCGGCGCCGCCCACGCCGCCGCCUUCUCCCUCGUCGUCGCCGCGUGCUUCUUCUCCUUCUUCUGCGCCGCGGCCGCUGACCCGGGCUCCGUGCCCGCCUCCUUCGCCCCCGACGCCGAGGACCCGCAGCGGCAGGGAUUAAAAUCGAGGUAUUGCGAUAAAUGCUGCAUGUACAAACCUUCUCGAACUCACCAUUGCAAGGUGUGCAAAAGGUGUGUUCUUAAAAUGGACCAUCACUGUGUCUGGAUUAACAACUGCGUGGGCUAUGCAAACUACAAAUCAUUUAUCAUCUGUGUUCUAAAUGCAACCAUCGGGUCUCUUUACUCAUUUGUGGUAUUUCUAUUUGAUCUCUUCCAGACAGAACAUGAAUACGAUGUUCCUUAUGUGAAGGUCAUACAUGUCUUGGUCGGUGUUCUUUUGUUCUUCUUAAGCUUGACAAUAGGUUCUCUGUUAUGCUGGCACAUAUAUCUCUUAUGUCAUAACAUGACAACAAUAGAGUACCGAGAGGCAACUAGAGCGAAAUGGCUUGCACAGAAGAGUGGACAGAAGUAUCGGCACCGCUUUGAUCUUGGCACACGAAAGAAUAUUCAAAUGAUCAUGGGCCCAAACAUCCUGUGCUGGCUUUGCCCUACUGCAACGGGGCAUCUCAAGGAUGGCACUGAGUUCCAGAUCACAAACAACUGAUCGGAUCAACAAGGAAGCAAUUGCUGCACACGUACAUACUUCAUACAUACAUUGUAGAUUUGCGAGUUUAUUUGGCGACCAAAGUUCUUGGCCGUUCCAUUUGCUUGUUGCAGUAGAGAGCUCCACAUUUGUCACCAGAAUCUUUGUAUGACAGCAUGUGAAAUGUUCCAUUUCCCUCCUAAUCUCCAUGUAUUCUCUUGCUUCAAUUUAUUUGUGUGCAGAGCUGUAGAUAGAUCAAGUGAUUUGAGUUUUGAGCAUUGUGUACUGACAUAUUGAACGGCAAAACUAUCAAUUUGACCAGAAUUUUCAUGUCAA
Oryza sativa Japonica Group (Japanese rice) is the source of this 1211-nucleotide messenger RNA. Its product is annotated as probable protein S-acyltransferase 15. Lineage: Eukaryota; Viridiplantae; Streptophyta; Magnoliopsida; Poales; Poaceae. The record is from RefSeq and is a predicted model, not a curated record. Gene Ontology annotation, molecular function: palmitoyltransferase activity.